Molecule: messenger RNA, 2161 nt
Organism: Argiope bruennichi
Lineage: Eukaryota; Metazoa; Arthropoda; Arachnida; Araneae; Araneidae
Gene: mri
Product: BTB/POZ domain-containing protein 10-like
Exons: 2
Coding region: 261-1259 (332 amino acids)
Biological process (GO): positive regulation of phosphorylation
Cellular component (GO): cytoplasm
Molecular function (GO): protein binding
Source: RefSeq, a predicted model, not a curated record
CCCAUGUUCUGAAUCGAGAACUAUCGAGAGUGUCUGUUCAAAACAAAUCCAUACCUAAAUCUGAAGUUCAAGUACCACUUGUGAAAUUUUAUCAGACUUAUUUUAUUGAAUAGUAUAUUUAAAAAAGAAAACAAAAAUUUACAGAUUCUGAAACUAUGAAGCAACUUUUUCUAUUUAUUUAGAAAAUCUGAUUAUGUGUAUAAUACGUUAAGCUUGAAACAUUCUUGGUUGCUAUUUAGGAAUUGUAAAUUCCAAAACCAAUGUCAUCUUCAGCAUCAAAUUCUACUAAUCAAGGGUUAGCAACUCCUGCUAGCGAAGAGCGGGUAACUUUAGUGGUUGAAAAUACCCGUAUUGUUGUUGACCCUAGUUUAUUUGCGGAUUAUCCUGACACCAUGCUAGGCCGAAUGUUUGGAUCAUCACUGGAGAACAAUAUUACUCGUCCUAAUGAAAGAGGGGAGUAUGAAAUUGGAGAAGGAAUAUCUGCAUUAGUCUUUCGAGCUGUGUUGGAAUAUUAUAAAACCGGGGUUAUACGGUGUCCUCCCAACGUUUCUGUUACUGAACUGCGUGAUGCCUGUGAUUAUCUUCUUAUUCCUUUUGAUGCAAAAACCAUCAGAUGUCAUAAUCUCAGGGGUUUUCUGCAUGAAUUAUCUAAUGAAGGAGCACAGAGACAAUUUGAGAACUUCUUAGAAGAGCUAAUACUGCCUGUCAUGGUUGCAUCAGCACAGAGAGGAGACCGUGAAUGUCAAAUUGUUGUAUUGUUAGAUGAUGAUAUUGUUGACUGGGAUGAAGAUUAUCCUCCUCAGACUGGAGAAGAACAUUCACAAAUCAUAUACAGUACAGAAAUGUAUCGUUUCUUCAAGUAUAUUGAAAACCGUGAUGUUGCGAAGAAAGUGCUCAAAGAACGGGGAUUGAAAAAGAUUCGAUUAGGCAUUGAAGGUUAUCCCACUCACAAGGAGAAAGUGAAAUGUCGUCCUGGAGGUAGAGCAGAUGUGAUUUACAAUUAUGUCCAAAGACCGUUCCUUCGAAUGUCUUGGGAAAAAGAAGAGGCUAAGAGUCGCCAUGUUGAUUUCCAAUGUGUCAGAAGCAAAUCUAUUACUAAUUUAGCAGCAGAUGGCCUUGAAGGAUCUCCACCAGCAAAUAGUGGUGUUGCAGAAAGAGCUGUUGUUGAUGGCAACUAUGAUGAAAUAUAUCUCUUACCCCCUCAUCCAUCACCAAGAGAACCUUAUCCUGAAGUACAUUUGCCUCCUGAUGAAUCUUAAAAGUGUGAUUUAUCAAUAUUAAUGUGUACUAACAAAUGCAAUUUAUAAGAUUCAUAUCUGUGUACUACUUUAUACUCAGCACUUAUUUAUAUAAUAUUGGUGUUUACCCUGAUUCCUAGCUUUUUAUUGAUUGUGUACAAAAGAUGCAUUUCACUAUUUAUCCUCAAAGCUAUGUUCACUUAUUUCAUUUACAUUAGUUUCCUUUAGAAACUUUCUUCAUAUCUAUCAGACCAAAUUAAAUAAUGGAUGUUGUGACAUUGUAAUAAUCUUUGGCUGAUUUUCUCUGAAUAUUUCUUUUUCUAAAUAGUUUGAGAUCUGUUUCUAUUGCAAUAUGAUAUCCAGAUUAGCACUGAAAGUAAUUUCUCUGAUGCAUUUCAAUCUGUGUUUCAUUGUAAACUUAGUAACUUGAGUAACGUUUCUAGCCUUUGCUGUUUGUGUUUACUUCAGAAAAUUUAUUUUAUAAUAAAAUUUCUGCAUUUUGUAAUCUAUUUUGCCUUGCUCAUUCAAAAGUCAUUAUUUUUUUUUCUAUUUAAUGUCAUUUAUUUGUAAAAAAAAGUAAAAUAUAUAUAAAAAAAAUUGAAGAAUAAUUUUUAUAAUUUUUUAUUUUAUAUGAUGAAAAGACUGAAAUGCUUUUAAAAUAAUAUAGCAUCAUCCAAUAGAUUAAAACACUAAAUAAUGUUUGGUUUAAAUAUGAACCCUUGUAAUCAGAACAAUUUCAUAUUUUAAUUGAAGAAAUUUAAAUCACUAUUUUUGCUUCCUGUGACAUACAGUUAGCAAAUUUGUGAAAUAUAAUCAGUUUGAAAUUAUAUCAUUUUUUUAAAAAAAUAUGUGAGGGGCCAUCUUGAAUUUAGAGAUUCUAGUGAGUAAUAGUAUAAUCUUUUUGUACAUAUCAGCUGUUUAUG